Messenger RNA from Rotaria sp. Silwood1, 4422 nucleotides. NCBI's taxonomy places the organism in Eukaryota, Metazoa, Rotifera, Eurotatoria, Philodinida, Philodinidae. The record is from the annotation of a GenBank genome assembly.
AUGUUUUUAGUAUUAUUUAUUAUUAUUUAUUUAAAUUUAUUUCUUUUCAAUAUAACAUUAUCAUCAUUAUCAAAUACAUUAGUUUUUUCAGCUGGACCUAAUUCAUAUGUUGCAUUCGAUUCAUGGCGUCCAUGUCUUAAUGGUUAUGUUCGUUUUGAUAUACGAACAAAUGCAAAUGAUGGUACACUUGCAUAUAUAGAUGAUCGUGGAAAAUUUGAUUUUUUUUAUUUAAAAUUAAUUGAAGGUAAAUUACGUCUUUUAUUUAAUUUGGGAAAUGAUCGACAAGCUUUAAAUGUUAAUAUGAAAAUAAAUGAUGAUCAAUGGCAUACGAUUUUAAUUAAACGUGAUGGACAAACAACAAUACUUAGUAUUGAUAAUGAUUUAAUAUCAAAUUCAACAAUAACAUAUUCAGAAGAUUUAUAUUUUGGUGGUACAACACAUAAUGAAUAUCAAGCAUCACCAUUUUAUUUUGGAGGUAUACCAGCAGCAUUAGAACGUCCAAGUAGUGGAAAUUUAUCCUCAUUUGAUGUCUACAUGCAACCACGUUUUCGUGGUCGAUUACGUAAUUUAAUUUAUAGAAAUUGUACAAAUUCUCGUCUUAUACAACCUGUUCAUUUACAAAUCUCAGGUGGUGUAUCAUUAUUACAAAAUCAUCAUUGUUCAAGUCAAUUAUGUCGUUUUGGUAUAUGUUUAAUAACAGAUACAAAUUAUAAAUGUUUAUGUGAUGAAACAGAUUAUCAUGGUGAACAUUGUGAAUAUGAACGUAAACCAAAUGAAUUAACAUUUAAUGGUAAAAAUUAUUUAAUAUAUAAUUUUAAUCAAACAUUAUUAAGUAUAAAUGAAAUAAUACAAUUUCAAUUUAAAACAAAUCAUUAUAAUGCAUUAUUAUUUCAUAUAAUUGAACAAAAUUUAUAUAUUAAAUUAAAACAAGGACAAAUUAUAAUUGAAUAUCGUUUAAAUAAUCAAUUAUAUGAAACAUCAACAAAAGAUCUUUAUCUUAUUGAUAAUCAAUGGCAUUAUAUACAAAUAAAACGUAAAUAUGAACAAAUAAUUAUAAUGAUUGAUGAAUAUCAUUUACAAUUAGAUAAUGAUAUUAAAAUUGAACAAUAUAAUAAUUUAAAACAAAUAUAUAUUGGUGGAAAUAAUAAUGAAAAUUUUGAAAAUUUUUAUGGUUGUUUAAAAGAUAUAACAAUAAUAAUAAAUGAUACAAUAAAAUAUUCUAUAAGUGAUUAUUUUUUAAAUAAACAAAUAAAUAAUGAUAAAACAUUACGUUGUUCAUCAUUAUUAAAUCCAAUUGAAUUUCUUAUAUCAUCAUCAUAUAUAUCAUUUGAUUUAUUUGAAUCUAUACAACAAAUGAUAAAUUAUCAAUUAAAUAUAUCAUUUCAUUUUCAAACAUAUUCAUCUGAUGCUAUAUUAUUAUAUUGUAUUAAUAAAUAUAAUAAUGAUUUUCUUGGUUUUGAUUUAAUUGAUGGAUUUUUUUAUAUAACAAUUAAUUUAAAUAAUAAAAAACAACGUCAAGAAUUAUUUCAACAACGUUUUAAUAAUGGACAAACACAUUUUAUUUUUUUACAUAUACAAGGUUAUCAAGGUGGUUUAGAAUUUAAUAUAACAAUGAAUUAUAGACAAAGUACAAGAAUUAUUAUUCAACAUAUUUCAUCGAAAAUUCAUUUACAUACAUUAACUAUUGGUGGUAUUAAUCCAAAUAUACAAUGGUUACCAAAUAAUUAUUGGUCUGGUAUAAUGCAUCGUGGAUUAAUUGGUUGUUUUUCAGAUCUUGAAUUAAAUAAUGAAGCAAUUAAUUUAACGAAAUAUAUUAAUUAUACAAAUAAUAAUAUAACACCAAAAAGUGGUCCAUGUUUAACAACAUUACCAUUAAAACAUGAAUGUUUAUGUGAACAUGGUGGUGAAUGUCGAUUAAAUAAUGAUGGUAGAUGGUCAUGUGAUUGUUCAAAAACUGGUUAUACGGGUAGACGUUGUGAACAUGCAACAUAUUAUAUUGAUUUAAAUAAAAUUCAUAUAUUUGAACUUAAUACACAUUUACAAUGGAGUGAACAAAUAAAUGAUAUUUCAUUUGGAUUACAAGCUAUACAUGAUCAAGAAAAUUUUCUUGAAUUACGUUCAUGUCAUCAAACAAUAGAAUGUGAUUCAAUAAGUUUUUCAAUACGUAAUGGUUUAUUAAAAAUUAUUUUUCAUUAUUCAAAUAUAAUAAUUAAUAUAACAGGUGAACAUCCAUUUAUACUUGAUAAUCAAUGGCAUUAUAUUCAUUUAUAUCGUAUUGAUACAAAAUUAUUAUUACAUAUUGAUCAUCAUAUAUCACAACAACGUAUAAAUAUUAUUGAAACAAAUCAAACAUUAUUAUCAACAAUAUGGUUAAUAUUAAAUGGUAAUAAACAAAUAUAUAUUGAAGAUUUACGUAUAUAUGAUCAAUCAAUAAAUUCAAAAUUUUUUUUAUAUAAUCAAUAUGAACAAAUACAAUUAAAACAACGUAUAUGGAAACCUUUAAAUUCAAUAUCAUUUUAUGAACAACAAGAUUCAUAUAUAACAAUAUCAUUAAAUGAUAUACUUUGUCAAGAAUGUGAAUUAGAUACAAUUUAUUUUGAUUUUCGUACAACAGAAUUAACUGGUUUAAUAUUAUUUGCUAAUAUUCAAACAAAUAAUCCAAAAAUGAGUUAUUCAUUAAGUAAUACAAUUGAAAAAGAUGGUCAAUAUUUAAUAAUAAAAUUAAUUGAUGGACAAUUACAUUUAAUUGUUAUUGUUGCAUCAUUAUAUGAAUAUGAAGAUGAAAUAUAUCAUAUACAAACAAAAACACGUUUUAAUGAUGGUUAUUGGCAUCAUAUAUCAUUACAUCGUGCUAGUGAUUAUCAUUUAGAAUUAAUUAUUGAUUCAUUUGAAUAUUAUUUAUUAACAUCAAUACAUUUUAUUGAUACAAUUUAUUUUGGUCGUCCAUCAUUUUUAUCAUUAGAUAGUUUACCAUUUAAUAAUACAAAUACAUUAAAAACAUGUUUAGCAUCAUUAACAAUAAAUAGUCGUACAAUUAAUUUACAUGAAUAUAUUAAAACAAAUAUACAUAUACGUAAUGAUUGUUUUCUUGAAUCACAAUGUCCAUUACGUUAUUGUCAAAAUACAGGUAUAUGUAUUGAUCGUAUUAAAUGUAAUUGUCAACAUACAAGUUUUCAAGGAGAUUUUUGUACGGAAUUACGUACAGGAUAUUUUUUUAAUGAAUAUAUAUCUGGUUUAAUAUUUGAUCAACCAUAUCAAAUUGAUUAUAAAUUAAUAAAUUAUAAAAUAUCAUUUGGUAUUGUAACAAAAAUGAUAAGUGGUGAAAUAAUACGUAUUAGUGAUCAAAUACAAAUUGAAUUAUAUCGUGGACGUAUUAGAAUAAAAUUAAUGAUAAAUAUAAAUAAUGAUAAUGGUUAUUUAGAUAAUGAUAUUAUGGUUAAUGAUGGUUAUUAUCAUUUAAUACAAAUUCAUUAUAAUUCAACUGGUUAUUUAAAUUUAAAUGUUGAUAAUAAACCAACUUUUAAACAAUUAACAUAUCGAUUAUCAUUUGAUAAACCAUUAUUAUUAUUAAUUGGACAAAAUCCAGCAUUUAGACAUGGAUUUCAGGGUCAACUUUAUGGUCUUGAAUCUGAUAUCUAUCCAGUUUUUGAUAUGAUUUCCCCAACAUUCCAACGUAUAUCAUAUUCACCCAUACAAGAUAAAAUAUUUUCAUCAUCAUCAUUAUCAUCAAUUAUUUAUCCAUCAUCACAAGAUCAAAAUGAUUUAAUAUCUUCAUUAUGUUCAUCUCAAUCCAAUGAUGAUAUUUGUAUAAUUACAUCUGAUAGAAGUUCACGUUAUUUAACAUAUCCUAAUGUAACACUUUUAAAAUUUACACCAACAAGUAAACAUUUAUCAACAACAACAUCAAUAACUUCUUCAAUUAUAUCUCGAUAUAUAUCAUCAUCAUAUUCAACUUCAACAAUUUCAUAUCAAAUUUAUAAUUUUUCAACAUUAACAUCAUCAUCAAAUUAUCUAUUAAAUACAACAUAUUAUGUUGAAAACCCACCAUUAAUUGUUUCAAUACGUACACCAACAUCAAAUAGAUCUCGAAAAAUUUUUUAUCGACAAAAAUUUUGGAUUAUUUUAAUUCCUAUUUUAUGUGGAAUAAUAUUAUGUUUAUUAUUUAUAAUAUGUGCUUUUAUAAAAUAUCGUCGAAAAGAUGUUGGUGUUUAUGAAGUUGAAGAAGCUCAACGUUUUCGACCAUUAAUUGUUGAAUUAAAUUCUUCAUCCGGUGAACGUAAUCAAGAUAAUUUUAAUUCAACAACAACAACAACAUUAACAAAACAUAUAUCAAAAAAAGAUCAUAUUAAAUCACAUAAAAAUCGAAAACGAAAAAAAUCUCCAUUAACUACAACUGAUGAACAGCGUGAAUUUUAUAUUUAA